UACCGAAUUCAACUAGAACAAAAACAUUCAUGUUCACGUCUAGAAAUUGAUAUAUUCUUCUUCACGCAAUUUACGCAAUUAACGAAUCAAGGCAGUUUAUUUUCGCAGAUCAUCCUGUUUUAACGUAUGCCUGAAAUUAGUUGACUGACUUACUGUAUUGCAACAAACGGUGGCAAUCAAUCUCUCCAAUCCUAGCUAGUGCAAUGAUCGAAUACGAACAGUUAUCAUUGAAGCUGUAGCCGACGUACUGUUUAUUGGAUCAACUUCUAUAUUUUCAUUCAGAUGGCGCCCGUGUUUGAUAAUCAGGAACCUAUGGAACUGGACGAGCCACCUCCACCAGCCCAAAGACAGCGCAAAACGGCCAAGAAAAAGAUGACGCUCCGAAAGCUCACAGCGCUGGACGAAACGACCGCACAUCCUGCGAUUCGCCAGAAACAAAGAAACUUUGGAUCCGUGCUAAGAAGAUGGACAAUUUCGCUCGUUGUCGUUGCACUUUGUUCCGUGGGUUUGAUGAAGGUCAUCGAGCAGUCGGAAAGCUUGCAGCUGGAGCUGACGAAGCACUAUCAUCAAACCUUUGACCGGUUGUCUCGUGCUUCGGAUAAUUUGUGUGGUGGAAAGAAAGUAAACUAUGCAGCCAUGGUACGAGCACUAGAAGCUCACAUUGUAGGGCAAGAUACUGCCCUGCGGGAAAUAAAGCAGUGGUUCCAGGGCGAGCCCCACCUGCCCUACCGCUGUAUGGCAUUCCACGGCAGCACGGGAGUGGGCAAGAGCCUGGCGGCUAAGGAGAUUGCGGCCAACUUCCCCUGGCCGGAUGGGGUUUACUUUGUGGCGGCAAGCGAACCCGGAUCGGGCAGGAACCGAUAUGCUGCAUUCAAAUCAACACUGUUCAAAAUCCAACGAGCAUCGUUUAUGCGAAGCAAAUGUACCCACUAUCUGCUGGUGGUCGACCAUCUUAGCGCAGAUGUAGAUAUGGGCGUCGUUGUCAAAAUGAGCAACCGAUUGCGUUCGAUCGGCAGGAAAAACCACCUCUUCCUGCGCGCCCUGUUCGUGUUCCAGGGCUCCGGCCCGGCGCUGUCAGUGGACACGCUUCGCAGAGAACUACCGGAGGCAACGGUUAUUGCAUUCCACACCCUGACCGAGCACGAUUUGGAGCAGUGUAUCCGACGGGAGGCAGUAUCGGUCGGCAUCGAUCUCGAAACCAAUCAGUCUCUCUUGCAAAUCGUAGCGAAAAAUAUUAACGUUUCGCGGCACGGCUGUAAACCCGUCAGGGCUAAACUAACCCUGCACUCCUAACAUUCCCAUCACAAGGGCUGCUGCGGCGCACGAUAUAUUUAUAUAUUAAAGUUUAAGUUGUAAGCCAAGGUAGCAAAGUUGUAGAUGAUUUCGAUACGCAAAGCGACUGAUAUAAGGCGGGCAAUAUAGACUC
Molecule: messenger RNA, 1426 nt
Organism: Anopheles coustani
Lineage: Eukaryota; Metazoa; Arthropoda; Insecta; Diptera; Culicidae
Exons: 3
Coding region: 283-1293 (336 amino acids)
Source: RefSeq, a predicted model, not a curated record